AUGGAAUUAUCUCCCCGAAGUUAUUACUUUGUUUCUCUUAAUGAAAAUGCGAUUAGUUGUGAAGCAAUUAGGCAACUCUGCUUCGGGAAGAUUCUAUUUGCAAUAGAGUUCCUACAAAAUCUCACGAAAAUUUCAGCAAAAGCAAUAUGUCAUAAAUUAGCUCAUUCGAAGGAACCAUUACAAUUUGUUCACACACAUGAGCUCCCAUCACCUGAUCAUUUCAAUUGGGCUGCAUCAAAAAUAUCUGAAUAUUUUGGAAAUCAAUCAAAAUUUGCAAGUGAACUAAUUGUAUUAUAUGAACUCAAGACACAAAAAUUCAUAGAAUUUACCAAAUUAUAUGAUUUUAUUACAGCGUCAAUGUACAAAAAUGAAAUAACACUAACUUUUCUUCGCAAUCUCUAUAAUAAAUCGCGAAAUCUCUUCAUCUAUCUAGUUAAGCAUUUUCCAAAUAUAUAUUCUGGCUUCGAUUCGUCCGAUAUAAUGAAUUCCCUUCCACAAUUUGAUUAUACUGUCAUUAAUUUGAUAAGUGAAGAGCUAACCCUCGUUAAAGCCAGCGUUGAUAUACCGGAAAACCUAUUUCCUGCACAUCUAAUUAUAAUGCAGUCGGCUUUAGAGUGUCAAAAUCCGAAUUUAAUCAGAAAUGUACAAGAUUUACUCGGCGCAUCAGAUAUUAUAUCAUCCCAUCCGAUACUCAACAACAUACAGAUUACUAUUGCUGGUAAACAGCACGUUGAUGACCUUUUCCUCCAACCAUUGAAUAAUUAUCUCGAACAUUUUCAAUUUCAAGCCGCAAAAGACUAUACAUCGAGACAUCCCGUGUACUUAGUUGCAUCAUAUAUUCUCAAAAUACCGAAAUUCAUAUCAAACCGUCCAUUUUUAGAAUCUACAAUCUCAGAAGUGAUGCAAAUCCCUAAUACACCUCCUAAAUUCUCUGCCUUUUUACAAUAUAUACAAAAUGACUUACUUAUUACUAACAAUUUUUCACAAUUAUUAGGUCAAAGAAUUUCAUUAGAAGAUUUAUCACUCAGAUCAUUACCAUAUAUAUCAAAACCCAUCAUUGACACGUUUACAAUUGCAAAUGUCAAGUUUUUGAAGACAGCACAAAGUUUUUGCAUUCCUAAUUGCGACAUUGAAUUUUAUUUCUUCGCUUCCUUCCUUAUUUUGCAUAAUAUACUUACUAACUUCGAUAAAGCAUUCAUCAGAGAGACAUUAAUGUAUAUUGACGAUCCUCAAAUCCACAAAUCAAUUUUAGUUGACAUUUUUUCUUUGAUUUUUCUGAAGGACGAUAAAAACGGUUUUGUCUUUCCAUUAGAUAAAGUUAUUGGCAUAUUAGAGAUUCUUAAUGAGUAUUCAUUGAAUCCAUGCAAGAAGUAUAUAAAGCAAGGAUUACAUAAAGCGAAAUAUUUUGAAGACUUCAAAGAAACAUAUCAAUUGUUUUUGCCAGCGGAAAGUUUGAUUCAUCCUUUACUUGUAAGGAAAGAAUAUGACAAGGCGAGAUCUAUAUCACAACAUAACCAAGAUAUUAUUGAUUUCAUUGAGCUGAAUGAAUCAAUCAACAGUUAUAUCAAUAACUUAGUUUCUUUUCCGAAAUUUUCGUCAGAAAAAACUCUGGAAAAAUUCAAUUUGGAAAUUGGAUUGAGUUUAGGACUGAAAGAAAACUUAAAGAAAAUACAAGAUAAGACAUAUGCAACACUUAUCGAAGAAAGAAUGAAUAAUAAUUCAGUUGAAUGCAUACAACCUUGUUCAAAACAAAUAAAAGGUGCCAAAAAUUUUGACAAAAUUUUCCAAAGUCCAAAUUUUGUUCUCACGAAUUCUUUUGAAAGGAUUGGCAACAGGAAAUCACUGAACGAGUUCAUAGAUUUUGUGAAUGUUUACAUCAAUGUCGGAGCAACAACUCCUGGUGGUUUUAAAUCAAUAAAUGUCAAAAAUACGUUACAUUUUUUGAUUCAAAAUGGCAAAUUUGAUUUAGCUAUUGAAUUUGCAGGAGUUAAUCGAAUUGAUUUCUUCCAUUUAUUGUUUGUUAGUUACAGAGCGAAUGAACAGAUCAUUAAAUUGAUUUCUCCGAUGUUUCCUUUGGCAUCUUUCACAAUGGCUUUGUGUUCAAUGAGCCGCGAAGAACUCAUCAAAUAUAAGGAUAUAAUUAUUCCUAAAAAUCCUUCAAAACAAGUUUUGUCACUUUUUGAAAAAAAAAUUUCAGAAAAUUUGCCAAAACAAAAACCAAACUUAGUUGACUUGAUAUUAGAAAACAGACCAGAACUCGAUGAUUAUUUAUAUAACGCUGAUAUCAAGGAAUUAAAAGAAGCGGUUUUGUACGUUAAAAACCACAUUCCUCUUUCAAAAUUUUCGGUUUUGUUAGAUUUUGUUUGUUGUUUCACUACUGACAGUGAAAUCCAGAAUUUAAGAACAAUUGUUAUGUUCUUAGGUCAAUUGGAUGAUCCUCCACAAUCUUUCAUUGACGCUGUUGACAGUGUUAAUGUUGAAAGAAGAAUAAGAGAUCUCAUAACAAAACAAAAAUAUUCUUCUUCAAGAAAAUUAAGUGAAUAUUGUAAUUCUAUCGAUUUCUACGUGAAAUACGUAACUAACGAAAUCGAAGAAUUGAUAAACAACAACAAAUCAAUAAUUGAAAUCAUGAAAGCGUCAAACGGUUUGCAUCACAAAAUUUUAUCGUCUAUUUCAAAAAUGAAAUAUAAAAUUCGGUUUGAAAUCAUCAAAUCUUCAGUUGAAUUGAUGAAUGACGAAGAAAUUUCCAAAGAAUACGACAUAUUAAAGGUGUUCUUGUUCUUGCCAGUUACAAAACGUCCGCCAAAACCGUCAAUUUCUGACAUCAUCUCACUUUUGACAGAAAAAUCUGACUUACAAGAAUUAGAGAGAUUGGCAAGUAAUUUUGACUUAGAUUUUAGUGUUUUUGUGCAGCAAAUUACUAUGAAAGCGUUUAGUAUCAUCCAAGCUUAUGGAGAUAAUAUAAGUUUGCCAUUAUUAGUUCCUCUUUUGAGUUCUUUAAUGGAUUUACUUGAAAACUUUUCGUCAUUUUCAAUUCAUUGCCACAAAUUUGGAGAUUCUUUUCUCCCUGUUGUUGCUUUAUUGAGUGAUUAUGUUGUAAUUGAUUGUUUAGAACAUGAAUCAUUUUGUUGUUUAGUUUUGAUUCAUUUCAGAGUUUUCAUUAAAAGAAUCCAAAAACUUGCUUCUGACAGUAUUAAACCAGAAUUUGAUACAAUUCUUGACAGUUUGAAAAUAGUUGAUUCGUUGCAAAAUAUUAGUUUCUUUGCCAAAUACAACAAAACAUAUUUUUGCAACAACCAAUUAUCAGAUAAAUACUGUCAAGAAAUGUACAAUUUAUUGUCGAAAGAAGAAUAUGUAGAAGAAUCAUUGAUGUACAUAAGAAAGUUCUUUUAUUCAUCACCAAACUAUUUCUUCCUUUUGUUGAAAUUGCAUCAAUACGAACUAGCAAGAGAAUACUUUAAUUCUAACAUCAAAAAGGAACUUAAAAAGAAUUUCUCGCUCCAAUCAAAUGAGUUCAUUUCGAACUUGUUUUGGGCAAUUAAAUCUCCUUUUGUUGUUGAUGAAGAAUACUUGAAAAAUCCAAAUAUUUUCGAUAUGCCGAAAUCAUUUACAAGUCAAAUACAAAUGUAUAUUGACUCAAAAACUCCGGCGUUUUUCCCUUCUUCUACAAGCGAAUGUGCUUUUUAUCAGCAGGAAACUUUUGGUUUAACUGAAUCUUUGGCUUUCACAACAACUUGUGGAAGUUUCGAAUCGAGUUUCAAAGUAUUGUUCAGUAAGAAAUUGGAAUGUAAUUUGUUCCUUUAUGGAAUUUUGAUUCCUUCUUUGAAUACAGGAAAAUUUGACCAAAUGAUUGAAUUUUUGAACAAAUACGAUGAGUAUUUGGAAAAUUCAAAUGAAGCAUUAAACUACGCAAUCAUCUGGAGCAGGAAUCGUGAUAUGUAUAGACUAACUUAUGAGUUAGAUAUACUUUCAGGUGAUUACGAAGAUGCAAUAUCAAUGGUCGAAAUUUUGUAUUCAAUUGAAACUAAAACUGAAGUUCGAAAAAGAAUUUUGGAUAAAGCAGUCAAUGAAAUACCAAGAGAAGUCUUAUCUUAUCAGAAGAUUGACUACCAAAUUAAAUUCCUUGCUUUGGUCAAGGACAAAGGAAUUUCCAUUAAAAAUGAGCAUCAUAUGUUUGGUUCAAAUAUUGGAAGAACAUUGGCUCUGUUGAUUGAAAACAAACAGCAACAGUUCGCACUAACAGCAGCAACUGAUUUGAGAAUAGAUCCAACAGAAACUUGUUCGAUUUUGGCAAAGAAAUAUAAUUUGUCAAAAUCAAAAGCUUUUAUUUCUUUCUUGCAGCAAUUUUGCAAAGAAAAUGUCUAUGAGAAUUGGAUAACUGCCUUCCUAAAGAGCAUGAACGAAUCUCAUAAGAAUAGUGACACUGUUCACAAACUUAUUACAAAUGAAAUCAAAAAUAACAAAUUCAAAUGUCAUCUUUUGAUUCUCUUCGGAUUUACAGAUGAAGCAAGGAAAAUAGCAGUUGAUGGCAGGUAUGAAGAAUUUAUACAACUCCUAUCAUAUUAG
Messenger RNA from Trichomonas vaginalis G3, 4566 nucleotides. RefSeq lists its product as uncharacterized. The record is from RefSeq and is a predicted model, not a curated record. The transcript has a single exon. Lineage: Eukaryota; Parabasalia; Trichomonadida; Trichomonadidae. The coding region runs from base 1 to 4566 and encodes 1521 amino acids.